CCCCGCCCCCUCCCCGGAGCUGGUAUAUAGGUGGCUCCUGCGCCUCCCCCGUUUCAGUGUGUUACUUACCUCGACUCUUAGCUUGUCGAGGGCUGUAACGAGAACCCGGGUAUCCCUGCUUCUAGUCGCUGCUUAACCCACAUACCACCAUGCGUGAGUGCAUCUCUAUCCACGUCGGCCAAGCUGGUGUCCAGAUUGGCAAUGCCUGCUGGGAGCUGUACUGCCUGGAGCAUGGUAUCCAGCCUGAUGGGCAGAUGCCAAGUGACAAGACCAUUGGGGGAGGAGACGACUCCUUCAACACCUUCUUCAGUGAAACAGGCGCUGGCAAACAUGUCCCCAGAGCAGUAUUUGUAGAUCUGGAACCAACUGUCAUUGAUGAAGUUCGCACUGGAACCUACCGCCAGCUCUUCCACCCUGAACAGCUGAUCACUGGAAAGGAAGAUGCCGCCAAUAACUAUGCCCGUGGGCACUACACUAUUGGCAAGGAAAUCAUUGACCUGGUUCUAGACAGGAUUCGGAAGCUGGCUGACCAGUGCACAGGUCUCCAAGGCUUCUUGGUUUUCCACAGCUUUGGUGGUGGGACUGGUUCUGGUUUCACCUCUCUGCUGAUGGAACGUCUGUCCGUUGAUUAUGGCAAGAAGUCCAAGCUGGAGUUCUCCAUUUACCCGGCCCCACAGGUUUCCACAGCUGUAGUUGAGCCCUACAAUUCCAUUCUGACCACCCACACCACCCUGGAGCACUCUGAUUGUGCCUUCAUGGUAGACAAUGAGGCCAUCUAUGAUAUCUGUCGCAGAAACCUUGAUAUUGAACGCCCAACUUACACUAAUCUGAAUCGCCUUAUUAGCCAAAUUGUGUCCUCCAUCACUGCCUCUCUCCGAUUUGAUGGUGCCCUGAAUGUGGAUCUGACAGAAUUCCAGACCAACCUGGUGCCCUAUCCCCGUAUCCAUUUCCCUCUGGCCACAUAUGCCCCAGUCAUCUCUGCUGAGAAAGCCUACCAUGAGCAGCUUUCUGUAGCAGAGAUCACCAAUGCUUGCUUUGAGCCUGCCAACCAGAUGGUGAAAUGUGACCCUCGCCAUGGUAAAUACAUGGCUUGCUGCCUGCUCUACCGUGGUGAUGUGGUUCCCAAAGAUGUCAAUGCUGCUAUUGCCACCAUCAAGACAAAGCGUAGCAUCCAGUUUGUGGAUUGGUGCCCGACUGGCUUCAAGGUUGGCAUCAAUUAUCAGCCUCCCACUGUGGUUCCUGGUGGUGACCUGGCCAAGGUACAGCGGGCUGUGUGCAUGUUGAGCAACACCACAGCCAUUGCCGAGGCCUGGGCUCGCCUGGACCACAAGUUUGAUCUGAUGUAUGCCAAGCGUGCCUUUGUCCAUUGGUAUGUGGGGGAGGGCAUGGAGGAAGGAGAGUUCUCUGAGGCCCGGGAGGAUAUGGCUGCCCUGGAGAAAGAUUAUGAGGAGGUUGGUGUGGAUUCUGUUGAAGGAGAGGGUGAAGAGGAAGGAGAAGAGUACUAGUUACCCCUUCCAUACAGCUCUGCCGCAUGUUGCAUUCAAAACUCAUCAGCUUAAACAGGCUUAGCUUAUCUGUAACCUAGGCGACUGUUUAGAAGGUACACCAUGAUGGUAUGAAGGCAGCCUUGAUAGUAUAGCUAGCUAUCUGGUUAGUUUGUCUACACUAUCAAAACUGUGAUCAUGUCUUGAGUUUUCCAUGUGUCUCUGUAAAAACAUUUUCCAUCAUGUCUAUGAAAUUAAACGCUUUAAGGAAAAAUACA
This is a messenger RNA of Dromiciops gliroides (monito del monte), 1762 nucleotides long. It is a transcript of the gene TUBA1B, whose product is annotated as tubulin alpha 1b. Gene Ontology annotation, molecular function: structural constituent of cytoskeleton; GTP binding. Bases 150 to 1505 code for a protein of 451 amino acids. Gene Ontology annotation, cellular component: microtubule; cytoplasm. NCBI's taxonomy places the organism in Eukaryota, Metazoa, Chordata, Mammalia, Microbiotheria, Microbiotheriidae. The record is from RefSeq and is a predicted model, not a curated record. The transcript is spliced from 4 exons. Gene Ontology annotation, biological process: mitotic cell cycle; microtubule cytoskeleton organization.